AGUCAAAAAUAAACAUUGCAAACAACAACUUGAUUAUAACAACAACAUGAAAUCUGGAAUAAUCUAGAUAAGCACCAAGAAAUGUUAUGAAUAAAUGCAAAGUCAUUAGGAGAGCACAGUCCUAUAUAAUUUAGCUACUGAAAAGUAACUAAUCUUUAUUAAAAAAAAAGUAAACACUCUGGACACAAUAUUUUAUCAACUUUUAGCUUUUGUGAAUAACCAGGGCAUGCAGCCUAUAUAUAAACAACUCAAGGAUCAGGUCUAUAUGAAUAAACUAGGACAAGGUCUUCGUUCUAUUUCAAUGUUUUUCCACGAACUUCUUAACAUUUCCGAAAAUCGUGAAUUCUAUGUCACGUUGACAUCUGUCUGUUAAAUUGAUUGAAGUUUUCUGUCUCCUCCCUGAUGUACACAUAUUCGCGGAAAGUUUAAUUCCAUUCUCCGAAAAUUAAACCCAAAACAUGCUUCUUGCCAAUUCUUAAGUGCAAUUGCAAUUAAAUCUUAAAUAUGAUUAUACAGUAAGUUGAUGAGAAAAUAAUAUACAAGAGUAAUAAAAAUACAUUCACUAUAAAAUAAGUAUUUAUUUCUAUUUAUAUCUGCGCCCGACCAAAUACCAUACGAGCUAAAUGAACCUUAUAUAUAUUAUCACAAUAUAUAAAGUUAAAUUUAGAUCAGUAUAUGGCCGUGUAUAUUAUCUGUCUUCAAUUUAACAAUGUAAAGGAAAUUGUAACCAAUGGAUGAAAAUGGAUGCUAAUAAAACUUUUCGCAAAAGUGUGAACGAACUAUCGGAAUAUGCAUAUGAUAGCAAUAACGAGACGGAACGGCAUUGUUCCAAAUGUGCAAACCAGCAAAAAAUUAACAUUAUAAUAUUCUGUAUUUUGUUUGUAGUAAUAAGUGUAAACGCUGUCUUAGCUGUGAAUCAAAUUACAGAUGCACAAAGACUACAAACGUUACAGAAUACAAUUGACAUACUGAAGAGCCAGGUCAAAGAUGUCAGACUGAGGCAAGAUGAGGGUGAUGUCGAGGAUGGAGAUGAUCAGGUUGACAUUUUAGACACAUUUCCUUUUCAAAUAAAUCCGUUUGCCGGAGAACAAAGUAGAGAAAAAAGAAACACAAACUCCAAACCUUGUAAUGGUGAUCCAAACUGCAAGAAAAGAACACGGAGACAGCAGGGUCGACGGAAGAAAAAGAAGUCACCUACAUUAGUGGCAGUUCAAUAUGAAGGCCGAAGAGGUGAACAAUACACUCUACCGCAUGAUAAUUUUGCAGGAGUAUUUCACAAAUGGCAAUUAGCUAACUGGAUAAAAUAUGAAAGAAAAGACGGUAAAAAAAGUCUUUUUACUAAAAGAGGUGGAUUUGUCUUGAAUCUUGAGACGGGAGAACUCACUAUUGAAAACAAGGGACUAUAUUUUUUGUAUUCGCAGAUAACCCUAAUGGGACAUGGAAAUCAGUCGUACAGCAUUGAAAAGAACAAAAAAGAGAAAAUAGCGAGUUGUUAUUUCUUCAGAGACACAUCGAAUACUGACGACCACAAUUAUCUGAAGAGAUACACUUCAUGUUCUACUAUGGGACUAUAUCAGUUUGAUAAAAGGGAUACCAUUCGAUUGCGUCAUGAUCAGAGGGAGGGAGUCAUGGCUUACUUUGAACCCAAUGCGUCCUUCUUUGGACUUAUCAAACUUAAGUAAGCAAUACUAAGUACGCAAUUGUUCCUAAUUAACGAACGGAUACAACAGAAGGAAUUGUUUUGCAUUAGAGCUUUGAUAAAUAUCAAUAUGUACUAAGUGAUGAUUAUGAGAGAAAUUCUUCAGCGUCGUUUAAGUUUGUUUAACACUGAACAUCAAGUUUCAAAUAACUGAUCUUAUACUAACUUAAUUACAAAUGAACAUUUAAAACGUAUAUGCACUAUGCUAUACGAUAAUCUAGAACAGAUGCAAAGACGUAAAAGCUUAAGACUUUUUUUGUAAUAUCUUAUAUGUUUUUGAUUGCAUAUGUAUGCCAAUUGAUACAAAUACUGAAAGAAACGACUUGUAAAUAACUUUGGAUAUUCAAAACACAAACUCAAAUCAAUUCGUCAGAAUAUUAUCCUGCACUGCUUUGCUGAUGUUGUGAAAUAUGGACGUUUAAGUGUUUCACAUUAUUCUCAUCUUAUUAUUUCCUUAUUUUUGUUGUGAUCAAUGCAAUGUUUGAAUAUGGUGUAUAAAUUGAUAUAUGUAAAAUAUGUAAAUAUGUACAAUAACCUUGUUUAAUGUAGAUUGUAAUAAAACUCUUAUAAAUAUGCAAAUGCAAGAAUAAAUAAAAGCAAUGUA
Messenger RNA from Mytilus trossulus (common blue mussel), 2303 nucleotides. RefSeq lists its product as uncharacterized. Gene Ontology annotation, molecular function: tumor necrosis factor receptor binding; receptor ligand activity. NCBI's taxonomy places the organism in Eukaryota, Metazoa, Mollusca, Bivalvia, Mytilida, Mytilidae. Gene Ontology annotation, cellular component: membrane. The transcript is spliced from 5 exons. The record is from RefSeq and is a predicted model, not a curated record. The coding region runs from base 735 to 1682 and encodes 315 amino acids. Gene Ontology annotation, biological process: immune response.